Hyla sarda is the source of this 2587-nucleotide messenger RNA. RefSeq names its product oocyte zinc finger protein XlCOF6-like. The record is from RefSeq and is a predicted model, not a curated record. The transcript has 5 exons. Gene Ontology annotation, biological process: regulation of cytokine production; negative regulation of transcription by RNA polymerase II; regulation of immune system process. The coding region runs from base 117 to 2573 and encodes 818 amino acids. NCBI's taxonomy places the organism in Eukaryota, Metazoa, Chordata, Amphibia, Anura, Hylidae.
ACACAGUAGUGAAGAAGUCCUCUAGUGGGCGCUGUCGGGCCCCUGUGUGUGAAGGAUGGGGAAGAACCCUGAGCCCAAUCCCGGGGCCCCCACCUCACUCCCUGAUACAUGAGGAAAUGGAUGAACAGAAGAUCCGAGAACUCAUCAACAAGAUGAUGGAGCUGCUGACUGGAGAGGGUGAAGAUCCAAACAAUAUUAAUGCUCCAGAGACAGAUGUGAGCGGUGAUGAGCAGUAUAAAGAGGACCUUCCUACAGGGAAAGAUGUGAACUAUAUUAAUGCUUUCAACAUAAUAGUAAAAGAAGAAGAAGAGACAGAUGUGAGCGGUGAUGAGCAGUAUAAGGAGGACAUUCCUACAGGGAAAGAUCUGAUAUAUAGUAAUACUACAGACAUAAAGGAAGAAGAAGAGACAGAUGUGAGCAGUGAUGAGCAGUAUAUGGAGGACAUUUCUACAGGUAACCACCCAGAUUCUUUUACCAGGAGAUCAGAGGAGAAUCUUAUAUCUUCAGAUUAUAAAGCAGAUGAUGAUAUCACACAAGAUACAUAUGAAGAACAUUCCAUUAUCCCAGAUACACCCUCAGCCCUUCACAGCCAAGAUCUGUCAUCUCAUCCUUAUAUACAGGUCCUGUCUUCUCACUCAUCACAGAAAGGUCACAGAAGGGAUGUUGGACAUCAAAAAGCUAAUACAGGGGAAAAGUCAUUGUCAUGUUUAGAGUGUGGGAAAUGUUUUACUUAUAAAUCACAUCUUGUUAGACAUCAAAGAACUCACACAGGAGAGAAGCCAUUUUCAUGUUCAGAAUGUGGGAAAUGUUUUCCUGUGAAAACAAAUCUUAUUCAACAUCAAAGAACUCACACAGGGGAGAAACCAUUUUCAUGCUCAGAAUGUGGAAAAUGUUUUACUCAGCAAUCACAUCUUGCUGUACAUCAAAGAACUCACACAGUGAAGAAGCCGUUUUUAUGUGCAGAAUGUGGGAAAUAUUUUAUUUGUAAAUCAAAUUUUGUUAAUCAUCAAAGAGUUCACAGAGGGGAGAAGCCAUUUUCAUGUGCAGUGUGUGGAAAAUGUUUUACUGUAAAAUCAAAUCUUGUUAAUCAUUUUAGAACUCACACAGGGGAGAAACCAUUUUCAUGUGCAGAGUGUGGGAAAUGUUUUACUAAGAAAUCAAAUCUUGUUAAACAUAAACAAACUCACACAGGGGAGAAACCAUUUUCAUGUGCAGAGUGUGGGAAAUGUUUUACUCAGAAAUCCCAUCUUGUUAAUCAUCAAAGAACUCACACAGGGGAGAAACCAUUUUCAUGUGCAGAGUGUGGGAAAUGUUUUACUGAGAAAUCAAGUCUUGUUAAUCAUCAAAGAAAUCACACAGGGGAGAAACCAUAUUCAUGUUCAAAAGAAUGUGGGAAAUGUUUUACUCAGAAAUCAAGUCUUGUUACACAUCAGAGAACUCACACAGGAGAGAAGCCAUUUUCAUGUUCAGAAUGUGAGAAAUGUUUUACUUCUAAAUCAGAUCUUGUUGUGCAUCAGAGAACUCACACAGGGGAGAAGCCAUUUGCAUGUUCACAAUGUGGAAAAUGUUUCACUCAGAAAUCGCAUCUUGUUGGACAUCAAAGAACCCACACAGGAGAGAAGCCAUUUUCAUGUUCAGAAUGUGGAAAAUAUUUUAUUUCUAAAACGUGGCUUGUUGAACAUCAGAAAACUCACACAGGUGAGAAGCCAUUUCCAUGUUCAGAAUGUGGGAAAUGUUUUUCUAAGAAAUCAAACCUUGUUGAACAUCAAACAACUCACACAGGGGAGAAACCAUAUUCUUGUUUAGAAUGUGGAAAAUGUUUUACUAAGAAAUCAACUCUUGUUGAACAUCAAAGAACUCACACAGGGGAGAAGCCGUUUCCAUGUUCAGAAUGUGGGAAAUGUUUUACUCGGAAAUCAAGUCUUGUUCAACAUCAAAGAAUUCACACAGGAGAGAAGCCAUUUUCAUGUUCAGUAUGUGGGAAAUGUUUUACUCAGAAAUCAGACCUUGUUGUACAUCAAAGAACUCACACAGGGGAGAAGCCAUAUUCAUGUUCAGAAUGUGGGAAAUGUUUUACUUUUAAAUCAGGUCUUGUUGUACAUCAGAGAACUCACAAAGGAGAGAAACCAUAUUCAUGUUCAGAAUGUGGGAGAUGUUUUGCCCAGAAAUCAGAUCUUGUUAAACAUCAAAGAACUCACACAAGAGAGAAGCCAUUUUCAUGUGCAGAAUGUGAGAAAUGUUUUACUGAUAAAUCAUAUCUUGUCCAACAUAAAAGAAUGCACACAGGGGAGAAGCCAUUUUCAUGUUUACAAUGUGGGAAAUGUUUUACUCGGAAAUUAAGUCUUAUCGGACAUCAAAGAACUCACACAGGGGAGAAGCCAUUUUCAUGCUCAGAAUGUGGGAAAUGUUUUAUCCUGAAAUCAAUUCUUGCUGUACAUCAAAGAACUCACACAAAAGAGAAGCCAUUUUCAUGUUUAGAAUGUGGGAGAUGUUUUUCUCGGAAAUCGGGUCUUCUUCAGCAUCAAAAAACUCACACAGGGGAGAAGCCAAUUCAGAGCACAUCUAUAUAUUAACCAUGUACAUAGGA